Mycosarcoma maydis (corn smut) is the source of this 2766-nucleotide messenger RNA. RefSeq lists its product as uncharacterized. The record is from RefSeq and is a predicted model, not a curated record. NCBI's taxonomy places the organism in Eukaryota, Fungi, Basidiomycota, Ustilaginomycetes, Ustilaginales. The transcript is spliced from 5 exons. Bases 1 to 2766 code for a protein of 921 amino acids.
AUGACCGAGAAGCACGGCAAGAAGCGCGCCCACACCGGAAGUGCCCGCGGUGAAACACCCCCUGUUGGGCCUCAAGCUGUCUCAGCACCACCGCCCGUCGAUUGUGAACAGCUGAGUAUUAGCAAUGCGCUUCUUCCUACAGCAACUGAUUCAUCUCACACCAAACAGGCCAAAAACUCGGUCAACAAGCUCAAGCAGCUAUGGAGAUGGGAUACUUUAACAUCGGUCCACCGCGAUCUUUGCAACCUGAACGAUCCCGACUUCACCGAGAACGCAGCUCAAUUCGCCGAUAUGAUUUGGGCAUCGAGUACCGAGUUAAGCGACAUCAUACCUGAGUUCAAGAGUAUGACAGACAAAUCGCGCCUAGAAUGGGAAGUCAGCAACGUUUACUGGGAUCUCGCCGCCAAAAUCGCCUCCUACAGUGAUGUGGACGAGGCACUGUCACUUGCCCUUGUUCACGUUGCACAUUCCUUGCCCAUACCUACGUUGGGCCCACCAGGUUCUUGUGCCAACGCUCGCUUCUCAGCCGAAUUUGGCCGUACCUAUCACGGUACUGCGCCAGACCGCUUCCUUCAGUUUGUUACCGAACACAAUCAGAUGCUCAACGAGCUUGAGCCAGAGAAAGGUGACAUUUAUUUUCGAGGCACUACCAUCUUGCAAUCAAGCGGCACCGGCAAGUCGCGCAUGGUCUAUGAAUGUCGACAUCAAACUCCUCUUCUCUAUGUCUGCAUCGGACCAACUAGCGACGAGGGACCGGCCAAGGAAGCUUAUCCCCUCCCUGAUCGUGGUGUACGUGCCUUUUUCGAAAACGCUCAGAAGACCCACAAGGAUAAGUGUAACCUUCAUAUUGCCUGUUUCCUCGGCGCUUGGUUCGCGGUGCUUGCUCACCACCUCGCCAAAUUGCCCACUCAGCAGCAAAAACACGACUAUCUGAUGCAGCUCAACCAUCUCGAUCAGAAUGCUGGUCAGAAUCCUCAACGCACCGACUUCUUCCAAACCGUUUUCGAGCGCGCUUCUCUCAGCCUCAAGCUUUCUGACAGAAGCUUGAAGGAUUGGUAUGAUCUUGAUCGCAUCUUCACCGCUCAUAUCCGAUCGCCGUUGGACGCCCUCGAACGAGAGAUGAAGUGCAUUAUAGCUCACAUGCACCCGCCCAACAAGCGCGGCGGAUCAUCACCCACACAUCCUGUCAUGGUGGCCUUCGACGACUGCGUCGAACUCAACGUCAGAUCAGACCGAAGCACAAAUCAGCUCGACAGCCUCCACCGCGCAUGGAAUUGGAUCAGCAUCGAACAAGCCAGAGCCAGGACCACGCCGUUCUGGCUUGUGUUUGAUAACCUUUCUUGCGCCUUGGGAGCUUCUGCGGACUCUCACAUCGUCCACUACGGACGACCGCUGUGGAAGAAGUUCAGGCCUCAAGACCUCUGGGCGUUGGCCAAACUCAAGUUGACGGGUGGUGAAAAGUUUGCCAUCCGCAAACCCGCCCACUGCCUCGGUGUCUUGGCGUCUCGUCUCGCGCUAAGGCUUUUGCCGACUCAAUCGUCAGACUACAAGCUCUUCGAAUUGCAGAAGCAAUUCGUGGACUGCACAGUCGAUCGCCACAUGCGCAUUGUCACGCAUGUUAGCAGCGAGGGUGUCAUGCACGUUGAAUCUCCAUCAGAGCCUGUGCUAGCCAUCGCUGCUUCCAAUAUCAUGCUGGCUCCCUACCUCCAGGAACCUCAGAAAGCGAGAGGCUACACAUAUUCAGACAUUCUCUUUGGGGGUCAUGGCUUGCUCGAGCCCGGGAACCUCGAGGUUCCCUCGCUGAUGGGCAGUCUCGGAGAACUUGCCUCGCGGAUCAUCUUGAUGGCUGCUUGCGACGCCGUGAAGCGCAAAAGAAUCGAACAAACCGAGCCAAAGGAAACGUCGCACUUCAAGCACGUGCCCGCCAGCAUCUUCGCCAAGCCCGUGCCUCUCGAAAGCGUUCUUGAGAACCUUGCCGACCUCGACGAGGCCAAUCUCGCUGCGCUGCAUGAUCAGUUGCAGUCGGCUUCCGCUACGCUGCCGAUGUGGAUCAACUUUACGCAUUUCGACGUGCUGCCCAAAGCGAUCAACGAGAUAACACCCGAAUUUCUGUGGUACUGUUGGAAACGUGGAGUAGCCGUGCAAAUGGCGCACGCGCAGUAUGGCAUCGAUGGCAUCAUCCCGGUCUUUGUAGGUCAUCUCGACUGGCCCUUCGUUGAUGGUUCAUCCACCGAUGCCUCUAACGCCAGCCUUGAGCCCAGAGAGGCCGAGAUGCACGCUGCGCGCUACAUGACCUACGUUGCCUGGGAAGCAAAGAACCAAAGGGAUCCACAGAGCACCACGGUCCCUACUAGGUCAGCGCCUGCCAUUGCUGGACCGGUGAUCAAGAGCGCCUUGAUGGCACCGCCAAACGAGAAGCCACUGACCGAACAGGCUCUGUUGAGCGUGCUUCUCGACCUUGGCACAAGGACCGGAUUCAAACAAGCGCCAGACGGCUUACGACCUCAAGUGAUACCUCUUACGGGUCAACAGUGUCCUCGGCUGUGCAUUCGGGGUACGAUCCCGUACCCGACUCUCUCACUAGCAUGGAAAAGGCCCUGUGGAAUGAGCGCAUCCAGCCCGAUUCAGAUUCCAUCUAAGCUUAAUGCUCGCCACUCGUGCUUUGCGCAGGCUGACCAGCUAUUCUGUGUUGGAAGGCUGGGCAUGGCGAAGAUCCUGGAUGAUUCAGCUCGGGAUGUUGAGGUCGUUAUCGGGGUUACAAUCUAG